UACGUUGACGUCAAAAGUGGCGUGCACCACAUGAAACAGACGACUUCUUCCAGUUUUCAAUUAGCCCCCCGAAAGCGCAAUGGAGUCGCGCGUACGAGCCGUCGCGCCGGCGUCCACCGCGUUCUACGGGCGUCUGAUCCCGCAAACAAGCGACGAGGAGGAAGUGGCGGCGGCUCUGGCAGCUCUAGAAGCGCCCAGUGCCGGUAUACCGCCUCCUGUGACGCGCAAUCGCGCCGUGUCGGCCGCGCGAACGCUGCGCAACGCUGUUCUUCAGGAGUCGCGCUUCUACCGCGUCUUGCACGAGUCCAAAUUGUACUCAAUCGACUUUGGCGGACUGAAUGCGUCCUCGACUAGCGAAAGCGCAGCUGAGAACGGAGAAAAGACCUUGGAACUCGACGACAUGCGACGUCGCGCGCCGUCGCUGGCCGAGAGCGACUACAAGGUCGUGAGGAUCCAGGAACUGACCAAACUGGGCAGCGGACGCACGUCUUCAGCCAGGAACAGACAGCAGAUGAUGCAGCAAGACCGCAACGCUUACAGUGUGAUGAAGAUGCCGGAAGAAGUGGUGGCCAGUAGUGGACGCUUGCAAUGCUUAGUGGGUGCAUCGAACGCUCCUACGUGGUUUAUUCGGUUGGCGCACGUGGAGAACGCCUUUAUGAUGCUGUCAACUAAAGAAACCAGCAAGACAGUGGAGACGGGCGUUGCAACGGAAACGCACUUCCUGGAGCCACUACCUGAGAGCGAGAAGGCCAUCGUGAGCAAGGGCAGAUUCUAUUAUCGCGUAAUGGUGCCGAUUGAGCUGCGUAAAGGUCCAGAUCUUCUGGCUCCCGUGAUCUCUCGACAUGUUUUCAAGAACGCAGAGGAGAUUAUCGAGUGUCAUGAAACAUAUCGCUGUCCGCAGAGUGGCGUGACGUUCGUGAAGCUCGCGUAUGAGGACGGAUGGCUCUUUGAGACGCUGAAUUCAGGGAUUAAAGUGCUGGAACGACUGGCAACAGAGCCAGACAUUCAGUAUGGCCAUUUCUUCUUCGUGGUGAAGAUCCCAGUGGGUAUUCGAGUGGCGCCUCAUAUUAUGGCACAACGGUCGGGCAAAGGCUUCAAGCUGCACUCGAUUGUCGAGGCCUCGCAGCGAUUCACUCCGCCAGGCAGUAAAAUCACGUACGUGCGUGUGUGCAAGGACAAAAACUCUCGUUGUGGAUGCUCAAGAAGCCACGCGGGCAGUGCAGCGAGUCCCAAGUCCAUGGAGCGUGAGAUUGGCAGUGAGUCUCCUACCAAAGACAAACCUUUUGCAACGUUAGCUGCCCCGUCAUCUUGUCAUGGCGGCUGGAUCUUUGAGACGACAAUGGACGGACAGGUGGUGCUGGAACCCAUGGCAGAACCCAAGGUGCGACGGGUAGAGCGACUGUUUUAUCGCGUUUUGGACGACGUGGAGGUGCUCCCAACUCCAGGCGGGAAGAGGAUCCCAGUUUCUAGUGCGUCGACUCCUUCCAGUCCUCCAGGCAGACGCAAACGUCUGAAAGGGACGCUAAUUGAGUGCAGUGAACGGCUUGUUCCUGCUGUACCACCCGCUCUCGCUGACGCUGGUGAACCUGACCUCCCGGACAUAGGCUUUGUCAAGCUACGACACGACGUGGGGUGGAUAUGUGAGCGGCAGUUGCAAUCUCCUUAUAAAUUGCUACUGGAACAGGUUCAGGGAUAUGCCGUCACACGCGAUUUACCCAAGUUUUAUCGUGUGUUAGUACCGGUUUAUCUACGCUCCGCCCCGGACUUUGAAUGCCCAAGACUGCCUGGUGUGGCUCCAAUGACAGCUGGUACCGUGUUUGAGAGCAGUCUGCAGUACACCCCGCCAGGCAGCCGUAUCACGUAUAUCAAGGUGGCUAGUACCUCGCAUCUGACAGCAAAUAGUGCGUGCAACGGGUGGCUAUUCGAUCAAACUCCUAGUGGAGAUCAAGUACUGGAGGCUGUGGAUGAAGACCCGGAGAAGAAGAAUGGCAAGUUCUUCUUCCGCGUAAUCAGCGAGAAGAAAGAGGUACUGCUGUCCCCCGAGAGAACGAGUGAAGUCGUGCGUUACUUGUUCGCCAACACGAUCUUCUCGGCUGAAAUGGAGUACACUCUACCACGUACACAAGAGACAUACGUGCGACUCACAAAGGAGAAAGGGUGGGUUGCACUAGACCCCCCGCGAGCACGAACCGGCAGCUUUUCGAGUCGUUCAUCCAGUCGCAACAUGUUCGGUAUGAAUCUAAGUGAGACGGAAGAAGGCCAACCACGAACACUGGUGCGGAUAUCAGAGGAGCUCUAUAACCUCUACGCUAUGCCGCCUAGUUGGGUCAGUAUUGGCCAUCCGAACCGCACGUGGUUCAAGGUUCCAGAUGAGAAUUGCAGGUCGAUUUUAGCGGAGGAGACGAUCCUACAGAUGUCGGUGUUUGAGUCGCGCAAUAUCUUGGCGUCGAGCUCUCAGGGUCGGGAAGGCGUGCCGCUCUCAAGGAAAGGAACGCUCAGUCUGGACGACGGCAAUACAGUGUGGAACUGCACGUUGGAAGAGAUCAAACAUCCGGCUAGUGCGCUGCUGUUCACGUUCCCGUGGAAACAGGUGUGGUGGAUCUUUGAGCUGGAGGGAUCGGAUGAACGACAUUCUGUCGAGUUGCAACAUGGUCUUCGAGGUGGCUUCCGCUCUAUUCUACUGGACGGGGAGCCGCUACUGCAGAACCGCAGCGUAUCGGACAUGUUGUGGGACUCUGGCAGUGAGUUUACCUUCACGUGGAACGAUCACACGUUCAAGGUGCUUAUUACACUUGAGGGCGCCUUCUUUUCGCAAUAUUUGCAGUUCUACAGCUACACUCUGGUAGUCGAUGAGGAGAAUGUUGUGCCUCUAGAUCAGUAGCUGCAACUAUUGCCAAAUUGUUGGGGGAAAAUAAAUGCCAGAUCGGUAUUAUGAUAACAACCGGAAAAUUUAGGGAACAAAUGGGUUCAUACUGGUUUAGGCUAGUGUGUUGGUGUUGUCCGUGAGUUUUGGCUCAUUGUUCCAUCAUGGUAAUGAGGAAAUCGAGCGCCUCUUCUAGCGGGGGUAAGUCGAUGGUACUGGAGGCAAUGGUGGUCAGCGGUUGUUCGGUUGCAUCGAGCUCUUGCUCUGGUUCGUCUUGAAUACUGAGGUGGAACUGCACGGGGCUGGUGCAGGGACUGGAGUUGGUACUGGAAGGUGGAGAGACGAUCACUUUGGUGUUGAUCUUGAGAGCGUCCGGGUCGCUCACCAUGACUUUGUUGCUGCCCAUACUCUUCAUAAACUCGCAGAACGUGAGCACAUCGUCGUCGAUGCGGUGCUCGACUCGUGCCCACGUUUUGCGGUCCUUGCGCAGCCCUCGCACUCUUCGCAUGAUCUUCUCGUAGUAUUUCUGGGUGUGGGUCUGCACUUGGCGGACGGAGCGUGUGCCGACGGCCGAGGCGAUGCUGCCCCACGGACCGCGUGGAUAUUCCUUGAUGGCGAGCAGGAAGCGGUCGUGCUCGUCCUCGGACCAAAUACCGUGCUUCAUGGUGGAUAAUGGUAAAUAUUCCUAAACUUUAGUGCGGAAUGGUAGUGUGACGGGUACCGGAGUGGUAAAGCGGCGGAGGCUUGCGGCCUGCUCUACGAAUUGUAGAAUGAGGGUGACGCAUGCCCUUAUUCAAUGUGAUGUCUGCUGGCCCCUCUAUCACACGAAACGUGGUCUUGAAGUGACCUUGACACCAAAUCACACGGCAACUUUCCCUCGUCGGCAAACAGCAAAAUAUCGAAAACAAGUCUUGAGUGAAGCUAAACGCGCAGGUGAUUGAGGGAGUGACAGGCAAAAUGUUGCAACAGUAACAGGUACAGCCAGCGGCGAAGUUUGGGCAUUCUCGCCCGGCAAGAAAAUCCAGGACUUGUUGCGCCGGACUUCGGUUAGCGGCAUUGCCGCUGAGAGCGGCACUCCUUGACGCGAUGCGUACUCGAUGCGUACUGAAGAUUGCCUUGCUUCUGUCACUUCAACACUACUGUGAGGCAUGGCCUUCGAUAAAGCAUUUUUUAAUUAUCGGAAUACACGUCGUAAGACCGUUCUAUCGCUUGUAAAACCUA
Phytophthora nicotianae INRA-310 is the source of this 4084-nucleotide messenger RNA. RefSeq lists its product as hypothetical. The transcript is spliced from 2 exons. Lineage: Eukaryota; Oomycota; Peronosporomycetes; Peronosporales; Peronosporaceae. The record is from RefSeq and is a predicted model, not a curated record. The coding region runs from base 80 to 2881 and encodes 933 amino acids.